GGGUUGGAGGCCAGUCGGGGCGAAGCUGACGGGGUGGAGGGUGGUGCUCGCGGCUGGUACAGCUUCCCAACGGCAGCUCCUGUGAGAACACUUCGACCUUACCUGACCUUACUUAGGUCAGCUUCCGGCGCCUUUGGGUCGCCACAGCGGAGGCCAUGCGCCCACGCAUCGCACCGGCGAUGUGGGGCGCCACGCUCUUGGUCGUUCUGCUGCUUCUGAGCGUCACUCCAGGCCUCACGGUACAGAAAGACUGUGAGGGACCCCCGAAAGGUCACGAGGUCAUCUGCUACACGGAAGGAUGGGCAGACGCCGACGACCUCCAGACAUGCAGCUGUUCUCACCUCGUGCUGCCCGGCCUGAAGCUGGACGACGACUUCGGCAUCGUCGACGGCAGCGCGACGUACGAGGGGAUCCGCCGCCCGGGGCUGAAGAAGAUCAUAUCGUUGGGCGCCGACCUGUCCUCCAACCGGCUGGCGCAGCUAGUGACAUCUAGCGGAGGGCUCGACAACCUCGCGGAGAGCGUGAAGCAGAAGCUUCGCGACGCCGAUGUGGAUGGUGUCGAGGUCAACGCGGAUUCGGUGUCCAGUCGUAAAGAUGUCAAGAACCUGCAGACGGUUCUACAGGCCCUGCGGUCGUCGUCGCUGGCCUCCGAGCAGCAGCUGCUGGUGCGGCUGCCGGCGGCCGGCCGCCAGCUGGCGUCGCUCGGCGACCUGAGCGGCAUCAGUCAGCUGGUCGACCGGCUGGUACUGGCCGCAGACCGGCUGACGUCACGUGACCGGUCGCGCACGCGCCAGCUGAGCCGGCUCAUGGGAGACGGCUCGCUGGACAGCGUGGAUGCGCUGCUGGACCUGCUGCUCUCCAGAGGGGUGGAGGCGGGCCGCCUGGUGAUCACCCUCCCGUCGUACGGCUACCUGUACGAGCUGGCUGAUCCAGGGCAGACGUCACCGGGCUCGCGGCCAGACUCCGGCCCCGUCCGCCUGGCCAGGAGGGAGGUCUGCGGCAUGUUCAACUCUAGCUGGGCGGAGGAUCGUGAUGAUGAUAUGACGUCACCCUACGCCCACUACAAGAAUUCGUGGAUCACUUACGAGGAUGAAAUAAGCACGGCAGUGAAAACGCAUUACAUGCUGCUCCGCGCGCUGCCCGGCCUGGCGGUGGACUCGCUGGACGCGGACGCCGACUGCGGCCACGGCCAGCUCGCCGACACCGUCGACUGGUGGCUGCGCUCGCUGGCGGACCUCUCGCGCCGCGACGUCCAGCGCCGCCUGCAGCUGCUGAUGAACGUCGUCGAGCAGGACGUGACGCCCGAGGAGGCCAAGUUCCGCUCGCCGGCCUGGAGGCUGCAGCGGGCCGGCGGCGGCGACGUGCGCGCCGGCGGCUCCGUCUCCAAGUGCGCCGACGCCGGCUACUUCCGGCGCAGGGAGGUGUGCGGCGAGUACGAACGCUGCGUGCGCUGGCCGGGCGCCACCAACGGACUGCGCUUCUUCUACGAGUGCCCCAGUGGCAUGCUGUUCGACGACAGGUGGGAGAUCUGCACGUGGGCGUCUGCCACCGAGCCGUGCGAGAACUCCAACACCGAGGUGCCGCCAGUGGAGCAUCACGAUGUGCCGUGCGAGGCCGACGGCUACUUCGCCGACCCCAGCAACUGCAAGUACUUCCAACUCUGCCGCGACUACUACAACAACGGCACCUUCACCAAGUUUGAGUUCAAGUGUCCGUACGGUCUGGGCUACGACGACGUCGAGCUCACGUGCACGUGGGCGUGGUUGGUGCCGCGCUGCGGGGCGUCGUCCACCAUGAAGACGCCGUUCUCGCAGGACGAGCUGACCACCAUGGCCUCUGGGCUACGUUCGAGCUCGGCCGCCGUCGACGAGGACAAGCUGCAGCGCUUCAGCGCCGAGCUGAGUGAGUUCGAGCGGCAGCACGACAAGCCGGAUUCGCCGGCCGGCCGCAGCGACAUGCAGGACAAGCAGGACGAGCGCGGCUUCCUCGACAUCGUCAUUGGCUCUGUGCGGUCGCUGUUCGCCAGCGCCUGGAGUCGACUCACGGGCGACAGCGACGCGCUGGAGUCGGCCACGCCGCCCACCACGCGCACACUAGCUGAAAGCGCGCUGGAGGCGCCGCUGUCGCGGGUGCGCCGCUCACCGCAGUGGUCCUACUUGCCGCCGAGCAGGGAUUUCGGUACGGAGGUGUCCAAGCCGCCAGCGCAGACGGACGUGUUCCAGCUGCCGCCGCCGCCGCCGCCGAAGCAGGACGCAGACGAGCUGGACCCAACACGCCUGCGCCCUCCGCGGCCGGGACCAGGGGACAGCGGCGUCGGCGAGUCACCCGCUCCAAAAACGGGGCUCGGUGAAGUCACUGGGGACGGGGAGCAGACAGGCACACGGGUGCAGACGGGUGAGUCCGGCACUGGAAAGGAGCAAGAACCACCGGAAGGGGCAGCACCAGGAUCGCGGGUGCCAAUACAGACUACACCCGGCAAGCCAACCAAACCCGAGUAUCCGGGGGCUCCCGGCCCAUCCAGGCCGGGACCUCAGGUCAGCCAAGCACCCAGCGGUGCUGGAACCCCUGGCCGGCCAGGCAAACCCGGCACAACCGGACAACAGGAAACGCCGGGCACGCCCGGACAACCAGGCACCUUGGGAUCUGGAGGUUCGGUCGGUACUCCGGGACGGCCUGGUGCACCUGGACGACCAGGAACUCCAGGAACUCAAGGCAGACCCACCACUGGAAGUGGUCCUGCCACGAAAGGUCCGUCUGGAGCUCCACGCAGACCUGGCACAGAAGUAGGACCUGGAACAGGAGGUAGGCCAGGAACACCGGGAGAGCCCGGAACAGGAGGCACACCAGGAACCCAAGGCACGCCUGGCAUAGGAGGAAGGCCUGGAACAGGAGGUAUUGGCAUUCAAGGUACGCCUCAGACAGGAGGUAGGCCUGGAACAGAAGGCACACCGGGAGUUCCAGGCAAGCCAGGAACACAAGAAAGGCCUGGAACAGCAAGAAGACCUGGGACAGGGGGUACAGGAGGAACUCAAGGCAGGCCUGGAACAGGUGGGAGACCAGGUGAAGGUGGACUUGGGCCCGACAGUGGUUUCCCCGAGGGUUCCCGAGGACCCGGUGGCAGUUCGCCAGCAUAUCCCACCGGCUUCCCAGGACCACAGGGACGACCGGGCUCAAGACGACCAGGAACACCAGGCGAACCAGGAAUACCAGGCAAACCAGGAACGGGGGGCACACCUGGAGCAGGUGGCAUUGGCACUCAAGGUAGGCCUGGAACAGCAGGCACACCG
Molecule: messenger RNA, 3287 nt
Organism: Pollicipes pollicipes
Lineage: Eukaryota; Metazoa; Arthropoda; Thecostraca; Pollicipedomorpha; Pollicipedidae
Exons: 10
Biological process (GO): carbohydrate metabolic process
Cellular component (GO): extracellular matrix; extracellular region
Molecular function (GO): chitin binding
Source: RefSeq, a predicted model, not a curated record